Molecule: messenger RNA, 1868 nt
Organism: Gastrolobium bilobum
Lineage: Eukaryota; Viridiplantae; Streptophyta; Magnoliopsida; Fabales; Fabaceae
Product: CBS domain-containing protein CBSCBSPB3-like
Exons: 14
Coding region: 127-1689 (520 amino acids)
Molecular function (GO): protein binding
Source: RefSeq, a predicted model, not a curated record
AGAGAGAGAGAGAGAACCCUAACGUAUUUGUGAUUUGACAUGAACAAGAGAGAUUCUGAUAGAGUGUAGCUUCAUAAAAUUUGUUACUGUCAGAAAUUAAGCGCCAAACCUGAUACACAUUUUACGAUGAAGAAGACCAAACGUUCUUCCAAGAAGUCUCUACCUGCCGAAAAUGGAACCACCAAACCUCCCUCUCCUCCUUCGCAACCCGAUGAUGUGGGAGAAAGGACGGUGAAGAAGCUUCGGUUAUCGAAGGCUCUCACGAUCCCUGAUGGGACAACGGUUUCUGAAGCAUGCAGACGAAUGGCAUCUCGCCGCAUUAACGCUGUUUUGUUAACUGAUUCCAGUGCUUUGCUUUCUGGAAUCCUCACUGACAAGGAUGUUGCUACUAGAGUUGUGGCGGAGGGGUUACAGCCGGAUCAGACAACGGUGUCGAAAGUAAUGACAAGGAAUCCUGUCUUUGUGACAUCAGAUACACUUGCCAUUGAAGCUCUUCAGAAGAUGGUUCAGGGUAAAUUUAGGCACCUCCCUGUUGUGGAAAAUGGUGAAGUCAUUGCCAUGCUGGAUAUCACCAAAUGUCUUUACGAUGCCAUAUCUGGGAUGGAGAAGGCUAGUCAGCAAGGGAGUGCCAUUGCUGAUGCUGCUGACGGGGUGGAACAUCAGCCCGGUAGUAAUACAUCUGCACCAAAUGGUUUCAUUGAAACAUUGAGGGAACACAUUUUAAGGCCUUCCUUGUCAACUAUAGUCGGGGAAAAUACUAGGGUUGCUAUUACAUCAGCAUCAGAUAAUGUGUAUGUAGCUGGAAAAAAGAUGCGGGAUUUGCGUGUCAAUUCAGCUGUGAUUGUGAUGGGAACCAAGAUUCAGGGGAUUCUUACUUCAAAAGACAUCCUUAUGCGAGUCGUGGCUCAAAAUCUUUCCCCAGAGUUGACCUUAGUGGAAAAGGUAAUGACUCCAAACCCAGAAUGUGCAUCACUAGAGACAACAAUUCUUGAUGCACUGCAUAUGAUGCACGAUGGGAAGUUCUUACAUCUUCCUGUGGUGGACAGAGAUGGAAAUGUUGCUGCGUGUGUGGACGUUUUGCAGAUAACUCAUGCUGCAAUUUCUCUGGUUGAAAGUAGCUCUGGAGCUGUUAAUGAUGUGGCAAACACAAUUAUGCAAAAAUUUUGGGACUCGGCUUUUUCUCCAGAGCUGCCUGAAGAUUAUGAUAAUAAUAGUGAAGCCUCUGGGCUACUGACUUUAGACGGGGCAGAUACCACAAAGUCAUAUCAAUCCGUAGGUUAUGGAAAUUCAUUUGCUUUUAAAUUUGAGGAUCCAAAUGGUCAUGUGCAUCGAUUCAACAGUGGCGCUGAACAUCUAGAUGAGCUUGUAUCUUCUGUCAUGCAAAUAAUUGGUCAUGUUAAUAAUGGAGAACGCCCUCUAAUUAUGUACGAGGACGAUGAAGGUGAUAAAAUUAUUCUUUCAACUGAUAACGAUGUUGCUGCUGCUGUCAGCUAUGCUAGAUCUGCAGGACUGAAGGCUUUAAAGUUAGAUUUGGAGUUUGCCGAUUCAACCAAGCCAAUUAAACCACAAUCUGGUGCAGCCAAUUGGGAGAAAACCAGUGUAUUGUCUCUCCGAUGUGGUAUUAUCGCAGGUGCUGUUGUUCUAACAAGCAUUGGCGUAUUGAUCUACCUAAAGCGUUCCAAAAAGUGAUAUGUUUGCCAGUUUGAAAACAAAACAUGCAAUAAUCAUACUGUAUAAAUUCCAGAGCUUUAUCGUAAAUUAAAUACUCGUUGCAUCAAAGAAAAUGUUGGACAUAGGCGAGUGGCGUGAAGGUUCUAUAAUCGCCAGUCCUUUUUCUUUCCCCCUUUUGGUCUCUGAUGUAAUGGCAA